Oncorhynchus mykiss (rainbow trout) is the source of this 2906-nucleotide messenger RNA. Its product is annotated as hepatocyte growth factor. NCBI's taxonomy places the organism in Eukaryota, Metazoa, Chordata, Actinopteri, Salmoniformes, Salmonidae. Gene Ontology annotation, biological process: hepatocyte growth factor receptor signaling pathway; positive regulation of protein phosphorylation; negative regulation of apoptotic process. The record is from RefSeq and is a predicted model, not a curated record. Gene Ontology annotation, molecular function: signaling receptor binding; serine-type endopeptidase activity.
GUUUCUACUAAGAGGCAUCUGUGCUGUAGCUGAGUGAACAACCCCAGUACCUCCGUCCCGCUGUCUGGACCUUGUCAACGAAAGACAACACCGUUACUAUUAUUGGGAUAUCAAUAAUCGUUUAUAACGUGAACAGCUUUUGCAGCAACUAUGUGGAUUUACAACAUUAUUUUUACUCUCUUAAUCGUCCGUUAUUCAGAGUGCAGGAGGAAUGCAUUACAGGACUACAAGAGGAGUGAUGGCGUGAGAUUGGUCCAACUGCCAGACUCUGCCCUCCAUACCAAAAGCAGGAAGUUGAGCAUUGUGAAGUGUGCCCGUGGUUGCAGCCGCAACAAGAUUCUGCUCUUCACCUGCAGAGCGUUCUUGUAUGAUCAGAAAAACAGGAAAUGCCAGUGGCUGUCGUUUGACAGGAACUCACCAGGAGUCCAAAGCCAACAUGACUUCAACUACCAACUCUACCAGAAGAAAGCCUAUGUGCAGGAGUGCAUAGUGGGGACAGGAGUGAACUACAGAGGGAGAAGGUCUGUAACGGCCAGUGGAAUCAGGUGCCAAGCCUGGGCCUCUCCUUUCCCUCAUGAACACAAUUUCCUACCAAGGAAGAACAGGAAGAAGGAGCUGACAAACAACUACUGUCGUAACCCUGACAACGCUAUUUCAGGACCAUGGUGCUUCACUACAGACCCCAACGUUAGACACCAGGUCUGUGGAGUACCUGAGUGCUUACAAGUGGAGUGUGUGAGCUGUAAUGGGGAAAGUUACAGAGGUCCCAUGGAUCACACAGAGACGGGACGGGAGUGUCAACGCUGGGACCUAGAGGAACCACACAAACACCUCUUCCACCCCAAGAGGUAUCCUGAUAAAGGCCUAGAUGACAACUAUUGUAGGAACCCAGAUGGACGUCAACGACCGUGGUGUUUCACCCUGGAUGCACACACAUCCUGGGAGUACUGCAACAUCACAGCCUGCCCCUCAGACAGUGUGGGAGAGGUAGAUGUGACUACCGGGUGUUUCCUGGGUCGAGGUGAGGGCUACAGAGGGACAGUAGCAGUAACACCCAGUGGGGUGACCUGUCAACGCUGGGACUCACAGUACCCCCACAACCACACUUACAUACCCCAGGACUAUCGCUGCAAAGACCUGAGGGAGAACUACUGCAGGAACCCUGACGGCCUUGACCUCCCAUGGUGCUUCACUUCAGACCCUAACGUUCGCAAGGCAUUCUGCACCAACAUCCUCCGCUGUGGCACACAGAAUACUGAACCCCAUGACUGCUAUGAGGGCAACGGAGAGAGCUACAGAGGAGAGGUGUCGAGGACCAGGUCAGGUCUUCCCUGUUCCCUCUGGAGAGACCACAGUUGGGACAGAGAUGCAGCGGUGGUGGGACAGGAGGCGAGUUUCUGUAGGAACCCAGACAGAGACACACAUGGCCCCUGGUGUUAUACUAACAGCACUGCUAUACCCUGGGACUACUGCAGCAUCAAACCAUGUGUACCAUCAAAGAACACCAUUCCACAGAGAGUGGAGGUGUCCAAUGUGUCAUGUUUCAUCCAUAAGACGACCAGGAUAGUAGGAGGAGCUCCAGUCGCCAUCACAGACGGAAGCUGGAUGGUCAGCAUACAGAAACGGUCCAGUCACUGGUGUGGAGGUUCUCUCAUACGAGAGGAGUGGGUCCUCACUGACAGACAAUGCUUCUCCUCAUGUGUUCCAGACCUGAGUGAGUAUCGUGUGUGGUUAGGUGUAUCAGACCUUCGUGGCUUGGCUCCUAACAGCUCCUUCAGACAGGAAGUCUCCAUCUCCCAUGUGAUCUGUGGUCCUGAGGGCUCCAACCUGGCCCUCAUACGGCUGGCCCAGCCUGCCCUCCCUGCAGACAGUGUCCACACCAUUCAGCUGCCGGUGGCUGGGUGCUCUAUUGUUGAUGGCUCGAUGUGUAGCAUGCAUGGAUGGGGUGAAACCAAAGGUACGGGUCAUGAAGGUGUACUGAAGGUGGUCCAUCUGCCCAUGAUCAGUAAUGAGAGGUGUAGUGAACAACACAGAGGGAACCUCCACAUCACAGACACCAAGAUUUGCGCUGGGGGGAAGAAGGACGAGGGCGUCUGUGAGAGGGACUAUGGCGGCCCCUUGGUGUGCCAGGAAGGAGAGAGCAGGGUCAUAGUGGGGGUCAGUGUCCAUGGCAGAGGCUGUGCCCGUGCCAAUCGGCCUGGCAUCUUCAUCAACGUCCCCUUCUACACCCAGUGGAUCCACAAGGUGUUCCGACACUACCCCGAACCUCAGAUCAACUAGGCACUACCCUCAGAUCAACUAGGCACGACCCUCAGAUCAACUAGGCACGACCCUCAGAUCAACUUGGCACUACCCUCAGAUCAUCUAAAUAUCAAAUACAGAUAAACCUUUAUCCCAUCAUCAAUUAGAGACUCACUCGACCCCCCUUGAUAUAGAUACACCUGUGGCUCAGUCACGUAAGGACCAACUGAGUCCCUGUGCAUUUGAAAGAGGGAAAGCUCCAGCCAUACAGAAAGAUAUCAAACGCAACUCCAAACUUGAUUCUGGAAUUCAGACUCAUGGGCUUCUAUAUGUCUUUGGAGUGGACCUGUGAAGUGGAAUGUAAUUGUGUUGAUCAGACUGCGGGAUCGAUCCUUUAGAUAAUAUAAAUAUGUAGUGUUACAGACAUGCUACUAAGGACAACAGAGGUGUGGAUAUGUGGUUGGCUAAACACCAUGUGCUGAAGCUGGUAAGGUUUGGAUGUUCAGGACUCAUAUUGUACACAAUCAGUAAGAAUCUGUAGACAAUGUGGUAAUAGGGGAGAGUGGGGUAAAUUGAGACACCCCUUGUUUCUAGGAAACCAUAUACAAAAUUAAUAAUGUGACCACAUUUUUAGGAAGAGGUCAUCAUUUCAUGGAGUCAGAAGG